CCAAAACAUAUAAAAAGAAACCCUAGCCUAUCGCUUUUCUUCUUCUUCUUCCUGGAGUGGUGUGCCGCUGCUAGACAAAAAUGGUGUCGCUGAAGCUACAGAAGCGUCUAGCCUCCAGUGUGCUCAAGUGCGGCAAGGGCAAAGUGUGGCUCGAUCCCAACGAAAGCAAUGAAAUCUCCAUGGCUAAUUCUCGUCAGAACAUUAGGAAAUUGGUCAAGGAUGGGUUUAUUAUCAGGAAGCCGACUAAGAUUCAUUCCCGCUCUCGUGCUCGUAGAAUGAAGGAAGCUAAGAGGAAGGGUCGACAUGCUGGAUAUGGUAAGCGGAGGGGAACUAGGGAGGCUAGGUUGCCAACAAAAGUCUUGUGGAUGCGGAGGAUGAGAGUGCUAAGGCGUCUUCUCCGUAAGUACAGGGAAGCAAAGAAGAUUGACAAGCACAUGUAUCAUGAUAUGUACAUGAAGGUGAAGGGUAAUGUGUACAAGAAUAAGAGAGUUUUAAUGGAGAGUAUUCACAAGUCCAAGGCUGAAAAGGCUCGUGAAAAGACCUUGUCUGACCAGUUUGAGGCUAAACGAGCAAAGAACAAGGCAAGCAGGGAGAGAAAGUUUGCCAGGAGGGAAGAACGCCUUGCCCAGGGGCCAGGAGAAAAAGCACCAGAAGCUCCACCAGCAGCAACUCCAGCAGCUCAAUCUCAGCCAUCAAAGAAGUGAAACAUUUCAGUGAAGGAAAAUUCAGUACGAGUCUGUGUUUAGCUCUAGUGUUUUUGACCACCAUGGUUUUAUGUUUUCAUCAUUUAUUGUUAAAAGGGUUGGUUAUAUCUAGAUGGAAGGAGAGUUUAAAUCUUGAUACUUUGUUUAAAAUUCUCGUAUCUAGAUGAAUGAAAUUUAACUCAAUACUGUGUUUUAAACAGUGUUAUUAUA
This is a messenger RNA of Daucus carota subsp. sativus, 914 nucleotides long. RefSeq names its product large ribosomal subunit protein eL19x. Gene Ontology annotation, biological process: translation. The transcript has 5 exons. Lineage: Eukaryota; Viridiplantae; Streptophyta; Magnoliopsida; Apiales; Apiaceae. Gene Ontology annotation, molecular function: RNA binding; structural constituent of ribosome. Gene Ontology annotation, cellular component: ribosome; cytosolic large ribosomal subunit. The record is from RefSeq and is a predicted model, not a curated record. Bases 81 to 704 code for a protein of 207 amino acids.